AUGUCAACGACGCAAAAAUUUUCUGAAUGUGUUUUUCAUAAACGAGGAAAGUGUGAUGUAUUUCGAAGUAAAAAGGGUGAUAUUCAUCAAGAAUUAGUUAGUCUAUCAAUGCUCAAUGGAUCACUGCAUCAACAUAGCCUCGAUAUAGGUGUUGAUCUGUCUUCAUUCACAGAGAGAUCACUCGUUAUGAAUCGUAUGGUUGUUCCUGAUAUAUGUAAUGAUAAUGAUAUGAUUUGUCCUUAUCAUCGUUAUUCAUAUGGGGUGUUCUGGCGACCAUCUUCCCUAUGUCAGUCACCUUAUCAUAAUCAUAAAAGGCCAAAAGCUACACAUUCAUUGGGUACAGAUUAUUACACGAAAUUAAUUGAAAUAGAAAUUUUUAAAGGUAAUAAAAAUUAUGAAUUUCCAAUUGGACAAAAGGUUUGUCGGAAAUGCUCAACAAAGAUCAAGUCCGAUUGUAAUAACAAGAAUAACGCAAUAUUAACUAAUGAAAAUCCAUGUUCGACAACUCGUAUUUUGAAAAUACAAGCCCAAGAACGAAUACAAGAUCUUGAAAUAUCUAUUGAUUCUGAAUCUCAGUCCCAAUCUCAAUCCAGCAGCUGCUCUUCAAAUUUCAUGUACACCGAUGAACUAUCAUUGAAUGAUAUAAAUCAAUUACUAGCGGCCCUUUCCAAUAACAUCAAACCUUUAAAAUAUCAAAUUCGGCAACCAGUUGGUGAUCUGUCCAGUAUUACCAUUCGAGAAUUAAAACGUCAUUAUGAAUCUAUUGUCAACGAGGUAUCGUCUUUUAUUUGUGAAUCUAUGGCACCUGGUCAAGGUCAAAGUCUCCUUGAAUUAUUCGAAAAAAACGUUGACAAUGAUACCGAUGAACAAAAACUUGAUCUAGGUAUGCAGUCGAUUGUCGAAGCUUAUCAAUCAGCUCCAAGUCGAAAAUGGAAAUUGUUUCUUCUAUCCACAGUACCACAACACUUUACUCGUAAAGAAUUACAGUCGAUCUUCAAUUGUAACCGUUAUAUGAUUGAUAAAAGUCGUCAUCUUCGUCAUCAAAAUGAUCAAUUUAAUUUAAUGAACCAAAAAAUUAUUCAACGAAAACGUAUCGAAAAACAUCAACUCGAAGUUUUUUUUGAUUUCUUAUUUUCCUCUGGCUUAAUUCAAGAUGUUGCUCAUGGUACUACCUUUAUACAAUUUGAUCGAGGCGAUGAAAUACUUAUUCCACAUGUUGUUAGAACUAUGAUGAAAAAUCACAUACUUCAAUUAUACCAGCGGCAUUGUAUACAAACAUCGUGUGCGCAACCACUUAGUCGUAGUACUGUAUUUCGUCUACUAGAUGCAUGCAAAACGCGAGGAAAAAAGACGAUGAGUGGAUUAGACAGUUUUUCGGUGGAUGGAAAUGCUGGAUUUGAUAUUCUUCAACGUUUAGUAAAGGAAUUACAAGUUAACAACACCGAAGAGAAAAAUUUAUUACAACUUAUUAAAUUGAGUCGCAAUUACUUGAAAUUUGGAUAUCGACAGAACGUCAGUCAAGAUGAUACUGAUUGUGCAACUCAUUGUCGAUUAUUUGCUCUUAGUGAUCCUCUCGAAAAGGAUUUGAAAAGUAAUUGCAACCAUUCGAAACAUUACAUGUCAUGUAUUAAAUGUAAUUCUCUACUUGCUUUACUUCGUCAAAUAGAACAUUUAGUGGAUGGUGUUCCAUCAUCAGACGGCAAAGAUGAACUUGAAGUAGAUCUAUUAACUGCUAAAGUCGAUAUUCUUUCAUGGAUGUUUCAUAUAAUUCGAGGUGUACAGCAAGAUAAAAGUAAACAGUUUGUUAUGUCUCAAUUGGAUUCACAAAGUGGUCUACUGUUAUCUGAUUGGGCGAUGAAGGUUUUACCACAAAUGCAUCGAGAAAAAAUGGAUAAUUGGUUUGGAAAGAAAGGGAUUUCUCUCCAUGUUGAUGUUCUUUUCUAUAUGGACACCAAUCAUACUCUCAAAAAAAUGACAUAUUUUACAGCUAUUGACCGAUGUCUUCAAGACAUGUCAUCAGUUCUAUGUGUAUUCGAACAUGUAAUUGAUCAAAUUAAAAUAGAUUUACCAAAUUUAUCUACAUUAUAUACACGUAGUGAUAAUGCAGGAUGUUAUGCUGGUACAGCAGUUAUUUUAACUCGUCAAGUUAUAUGUGCUGCUGCUGAUAUUUGUCUGAAAAGAACUGAUUUUAAUGAACCACAACGAGGGAAAGAUCAAGCCGAUCGUGAUAUUGCCGUGGCAAAAUCUUGUCUCAAAGCCUAUACAAAUCGUGGUGGUAACUUGGUAAAUGCAAAAUCCAUCAAAGAAGCACUUGAUGAAUCAUUUGGCUCUUUGUCUGGUUCAAAAACAUCAGUUAUUGCUAUAGAUGAAUCCAAAUGUAUUUUACCACAAAUUAAAAUAGAAGGUAUAACAAAAUAUCAUUCAGUUGCAUUUGAUGACAAGUCGAUUACUUUCUGGCAAUAUUUUGACAUUGGCUGUGGGAAGUCGAAGAACUUUACAGGUUUUAAAUGUACUUUACAAACGUCAGCAAUACUACCGUUCUCGGAUACGCAAAACACAAACAAAGAAUUUCUAAUGAAAAGUACUUUAUCUUCAGCAAUUUUUUUCUGUUCGGUUGAUUCAUGUUCAGCAACAUUUGAUAAUGAAGAACAACUUAUGGAUCAUGAACAAAAAGCCGAACAUUUGUAUACUGGUGAUUGUUCCUUAUCAACAAUCGAUCGUGCUCGACAUAUAUAUAUCGAGCAUUUAAAAGGAGCCCGUCUUCUGGAAGAAGCAUCCAGCAGAACAGCAAUUGACUCUAUUCAAAAUUCAAAUAUUGAAAAUAUUCAAUUUAGUAACAACGAUGAUGAACUUAACCGAAUAUUCUCAUCACAAGGUUAUGCUAUCCGUCGAAGACAAAAGUUAACGAAAAUUACACAAGAACAUCAACAAUUUUUUGUAAAACUGUUUCGCCAAGGUGAAAAUACUGGUAAAAAAGUCACAGUUGAAAAUGCAUUUCAAGAAAUGCGUCGUGCACUAAAGUCGGACAAUACAAAACUCUUUACAACUAAUCAAUACUUAACUAAAACUCAAAUUCGUAGCCUUUUUGGCCGUUUAUCAAAAAAAGGAUCAAUUGAUAGACGAAGUCAAUUGAUACACAACAAUGAAAAGGACCAAAAAAGAGGGUCUUAUGAAGAAUCGACAAGCAGUGAUGAAGAUGAUGCUGAAAAUUAUUUUAGAAAACAACAAGAUGAAGAAUUAGAAGAUCUUAAAGCCGAUGAAGUCGAUAAUGCAUUAACGUGCUGUAGUGAUAAUGAAUAUGACACGGACCAAAUGGAUCAAAAUUAA
This is a messenger RNA of Rotaria sp. Silwood2, 3327 nucleotides long. The record is from the annotation of a GenBank genome assembly. Lineage: Eukaryota; Metazoa; Rotifera; Eurotatoria; Philodinida; Philodinidae.